This is a messenger RNA of Neltuma alba, 753 nucleotides long. RefSeq lists its product as uncharacterized. The record is from RefSeq and is a predicted model, not a curated record. Lineage: Eukaryota; Viridiplantae; Streptophyta; Magnoliopsida; Fabales; Fabaceae.
AUGGCAGCCAUGCUCAUCACAAGAACUGCUCUCUUCCGUUUCUCAAAGUCCUUUCCUCAGGCAGUCUUCCUCAGAUCUUCCCACAAACCCUCCAGAGUCGCCUUUGCCUCUGCUUCUUCCAAUAACUAUUCACACGGUAAGAGAUGGAGCAGAAGAAGCAAAGAGAGAGGUAAAGAGUACGCACAUGAAGCUAAGGAGAAGACGAAGGACAUGGCUGAGAGAACCAAACAGUACGCUCAUGAAACUAAAGAAGAUGCCGAGGAUGCUGCAGAGACCAUGGCGGAUAGAGUCAGAGAAGGAACAAACAAAGCUUCAGAGAGAGCAAGAGACUACGCUUACGACGCAAAGGACACUGCGAAGGACGCGGCAGAUACUGUGGCUGAUAAGACGAAGGAAGUGGCUCAUAAGGCGGCGGAUACAGCCGGGUAUAUGAAAGAAAGAACGAAGGAGAAUGUGUCGGGAGCGGCGGAGAAGACAGCGGAUACGGCAAAGUCAGCGACGGAGAAGACGGCGGACGCUAUGAAGUAUGUGGGAGAUAAGGCGAAAGAAACGGCAGGAGCGUGGGGGGCGGCGAAGGACACGACGCAGAAGAUUAAGGAGACGGUGGUUGGGAAGGAUGAGAGCGACGACAACGACGACUAUAAAGGCGGCCGUGGUGGGUGGAAGAAGGCGAGGCCCUGGAUGAGGAUGUUUGUGGAACUGAGGAGACAAGCUGGGAAAGGACACGAUGCAAGGAGGGUUAUUAGCCAAUGA